Molecule: messenger RNA, 1819 nt
Organism: Dendrobium catenatum
Lineage: Eukaryota; Viridiplantae; Streptophyta; Magnoliopsida; Asparagales; Orchidaceae
Product: DEAD-box ATP-dependent RNA helicase 56
Exons: 13
Coding region: 186-1472 (428 amino acids)
Molecular function (GO): ATP binding; RNA binding; RNA helicase activity
Source: RefSeq, a predicted model, not a curated record
AUGCCCUCAAGUGGUCUAUAAAAUUCCGUAUCCACCACAAACCUCAUCCCCUUGCUCUCUCCCAUCUUCUGCCCCUCUCAAACCCUAGCUUGGGACUUCAGUGCUCUCGUCCUAGAAACCCUAGAAUCCAUUUUUUCUCUAAUUCCAAAUCAUUUUAAUAUCUUACAAAAAUCUUUCUUCGAAGAAUGGGUGAUGCAAGGGAUAACGACGCCUACGAAGAGGAGCUUCUUGACUAUGAGGAAGACGAAGAGAAGGCCCCAGACUCCGUUGGGAUGAAGGCUGGUGGUGAAACGGCAAAGAAGGGUUAUGUUGGAAUUCACAGCUCCGGAUUUAGAGACUUUUUGUUAAAGCCAGAACUUCUACGUGCUAUAGUUGAUUCUGGAUUUGAGCACCCUUCAGAAGUACAACAUGAGUGCAUCCCACAAGCCAUUCUGGGAAUGGAUGUCAUCUGCCAAGCGAAGUCUGGAAUGGGGAAAACUGCUGUUUUUGUUCUGUCAACGCUUCAGCAAAUUGAGCCAAUUGCUGGUCAAGUUGCAGCACUUGUCUUGUGUCACACUAGAGAACUGGCGUACCAGAUAUGUCAUGAGUUCGAGAGAUUUAGCACUUAUUUGCCUGAUAUCAAAGUUGCAGUAUUCUAUGGAGGCGUUCACAUAGUAAAGCACAAGGAUAUUCUUAAAAAUGAAUGUCCUCAUGUAGUUGUUGGCACACCAGGAAGAAUUCUAGCACUAGCUAGAGACAAAGACCUCUCUUUGAAGAAUGUGAGACAUUUCAUUCUUGAUGAAUGUGACAAGAUGCUAGAGUCCCUUGACAUGCGAAGAGAUGUGCAGGAGAUCUUCAAAAUGACUCCACAUGAUAAGCAAGUUAUGAUGUUUUCCGCCACACUCAGCAAGGAAAUACGCCCUGUUUGCAAGAAAUUCAUGCAAGAUCCAAUGGAAAUAUAUGUAGAUGAUGAAGCAAAACUGACCCUGCAUGGUCUAGUUCAGCACUACAUCAAACUGAGCGAGUUAGAGAAGAAUCGCAAACUGAAUGAUCUUCUGGAUGCUUUGGACUUCAACCAGGUUGUAAUUUUUGUUAAAAGCGUAAACAGAGCAGCGGAGCUGAACAAGUUGCUAGUUGAGUGCAACUUCCCUUCAAUCUGCAUUCAUUCUGGCAUGUCACAGGAAGAAAGGUUGACAAGGUACAAGGGCUUCAAGGAAGGACAUAAAAGGAUUCUUGUAGCAACCGAUCUUGUUGGCAGGGGAAUUGAUAUUGAGCGUGUUAACAUUGUGAUUAAUUAUGACAUGCCAGAUUCUGCUGACACUUACUUGCACAGGGUUGGUAGAGCUGGUAGAUUUGGCACCAAGGGGUUGGCUAUAACCUUUGUCUCAUCAGCAUCUGAUUCAGAUGUUCUUAAUCAGGUCCAAGCUAGAUUUGAGGUAGACAUUAAGGAGUUGCCUGAACAAAUUGAUACGUCCACAUACAUGCCGUCUUAAGAAGGUCGCAGUGGUUGAGUUUUGACAUUUCCAUCAUCUUGAUGCGCAAGGUGAAAAUGAAAUCAUCAAUGGCGCAUAGAGGGUACGAUGUAUCUUGGAGCUAUAUUAAAAAAGACUGAGCUAGGUUUUUAGGCUUGUGGAACUCCCGUUUAAGUAUUUCUUCUUAUGUUCUUAAUUUUAUCUUUAGCUGAUAUGUCCCUGUAUCAUUUUAAAUUAAAUUAUCAAAGAUUGUAUUUUAAAUUUACUUUUUUUUAGAACACCCAAGGUUUAUGCUCUUGCUUGACUGCGAAUGUUAGCUAUCUGCAUGCUGUAAUAUUUACCUUAAAAGCUCGUUUUGCCUUUCUACU